This is a messenger RNA of Aplosporella prunicola CBS 121167, 1206 nucleotides long. RefSeq lists its product as uncharacterized. Gene Ontology annotation, biological process: inosine biosynthetic process; adenosine catabolic process. The transcript has 6 exons. Gene Ontology annotation, molecular function: adenosine deaminase activity. The coding region runs from base 6 to 1034 and encodes 342 amino acids. The record is from RefSeq and is a predicted model, not a curated record. NCBI's taxonomy places the organism in Eukaryota, Fungi, Ascomycota, Dothideomycetes, Botryosphaeriales, Aplosporellaceae.
AAAAAAUGCCCCUCGACACUAGCUCUCUCCCCAAGGUCGAGCUUCAUGCUCAUCUUAGCGGCAGCAUCAGUCGAGACUGUCUGCACGCCAUCUGGGAGCAGAGGAGGAGCGCCCAGCCGCACUUUGCCCUCCAGGAUCCGCUCGAUGCUAUCCCGCCGGGCAAGGUCGACUACGACCUGAAGACCUUCUUCCCACUGUUCUCUUCAUACAUCUACGAACUAUGCAGCGACAUCCCAAGCAUCAAGUAUUCUACGUUGUCCGUGCUCGAAUCCUUCCGUUUAGACUGCGUCGUUCAUCUCGAGCUUCGGACCACCCCGCGCGCCAUUCCCGACCAAGGAGUUUCUAGAAGCGCAUACGUCGAGGCCGUUCUCGACUGCAUUCAAGAGCAUAAUGCGCGUCCUGGCAAUGCCAUGCGUUCAAAUCUCAUCCUGUCAGUUGAUCGACGCAACUCGGCUGCAGAAGCCGAGGACGUUGUCGAUCUGGCUAUCGCUUACAAGUCCCGUGGUGUAGUUGGUGUCGACCUCUGUGGCGAUCCAGCAAAGGGCAAUGUGCGCAUCUUCUCCAAAGCAUUCGCACGGGCCAAAGAUGCCGGCUUAAAGCUCACGGUCCACUUUGCAGAAGCACCUGCCUCUUCUACUGAUGAGGAGCUAUGGACGUUGCUCAACUGGCAGCCUGACCGAAUUGGUCAUGUCAUCCACGUGAAGGAAGAGCUUAGGAAGGAAAUCGUAAAGCAAAAGAUUGGCGUUGAGCUUUGCAUAAGCUGCAACGUCCACGCUAAGAUGAUCACAGGAAGUUUCCAAGAUCAUCACUUCGGUUGGUGGAGAGGAUCCGGAGUCGGCGUGGCGCUUUCCACUGACGACGUCGGUGUCUUCUGCAGUCCACUCUCAGCGGAGUAUGCUAUUGCCAUCGAGCACUUCAAUUUGAACAAUAGAGAGGUCAAAGAGCUUUGCACAGGUGUUAUUGACAUUAUCUUCGCGGACGAAGAGGAAAAGGAACGUCUCCGGAGGCUGUACGACUCAUGGGACGGUUGGUAAUAAAGCCCGCGCCCUAAGGGACAUACGAACGCCUCCAUCCCUGAUUCGGUCAUCAGUCGGCGCAUCUGAACAGGGAUGUGGCUGUAUUUGCAGGCGAAAAUAGAAUAGGCGACGGCAAUGAACUGCUCCGACAUACCGAGUACCAUUACUUCAAUUAAUAAUGCAACACUCA